Messenger RNA from Jaculus jaculus (lesser Egyptian jerboa), 2536 nucleotides. It is a transcript of the gene Znf329, whose product is annotated as zinc finger protein 329. The record is from RefSeq and is a predicted model, not a curated record. The transcript is spliced from 2 exons. NCBI's taxonomy places the organism in Eukaryota, Metazoa, Chordata, Mammalia, Rodentia, Dipodidae. Bases 94 to 1722 code for a protein of 542 amino acids.
GUCUAAGUGUGUAGGCGGGCGAAGCCGACGUGUGCAGGAAGACGGCAGUCGUCGGUAGCCCGAAGGAGCCAGGGGUGGCCCUCAGUGUGAGACAUGAGACUGAAGGUAGAUGCUCAGAAUAUUCCUGAUGAAGAGCCAUCUCAUGAAGUAGAAAUGGAAGGAUUAACAAGGGAGGGUCCCUGUUUUUCUAUUCUAGGUGGCACUUGGGACUGUGAGAAUCAUGAGAGUCAUUUGAGGAAAUCUCCUUUAAAUUGGGAGAAAAACAGGGCUCAGGAAACAAGUUGUGACUGUCUUUGUUUAGGGGAGCAUUUGAGUAUAAACUCAGGCCUUCCACCAUCUCAGCGAGUUCUUACAACUAAUGUUUUCCAUGUUCAUGAUUCUGAUGUUAACAUUUUGGAUUGUGACCAAGCCUUACACAGUUGUACCCCAAAUUGUGCAACUAAGAGAAUUGGUGACAGUGACGCUUGUGGUCAAAGCUUCCUUCCUUCCAUGGAAGUUACUCAACUUACAAAAAACCAAGUGAGGGACAAACCUUAUAAAUACUCAGAAAGUCUUAAAUCUUUUAGUCAUUUUACUGUUCCCCUUUGUGACAAAAAAGUAAUGAAAAGAAGCAAAAAACUUUAUAAAGGUAAGGACUUUGGGGACAUCUUUGCCCUCAGCUCAUCUCUUAAUGAAAACAGAAGUCACUCCUCUGAGAGACCGUAUAAAUGUACUGAAUGUGGGAAAUGUUUCAAACGCAACUCUUCUCUUGUUUUGCAUCACCGAACUCACACUGGAGAGAAACCUUAUAACUGUAAUGAGUGUGGAAAAUCAUUCUCCAAGAACUAUAAUCUGAUUGUGCAUCAAAGGAUCCAUACAGGAGAGAAGCCCUACAAAUGUACUAAGUGUGGGAAAGCUUUCAGUGACGGAUCAGCUCUGACACAGCACCAGAGGAUUCACACAGGUGAAAAGCCUUUUGAGUGUCCAGAAUGUGGAAAAACUUUCAACCGAAAUUCUUCCCUGAUUUUGCAUCAAAGAACUCACACAGGGGAGAAACCAUACAGAUGUAAUGAGUGUGGCAAACCUUUCACUGACAUCUCCCACCUUACUGUGCAUCUCAGAAUCCACACUGGUGAGAAGCCCUAUGAGUGCAGCAAAUGUGGAAAGGCUUUUCGAGAUGGCUCAUACCUCACCCAGCAUGAGAGGACCCACACUGGGGAGAAGCCUUUUGAAUGUGCAGAGUGUGGGAAAUCCUUUAAUCGCAGCUCUCACCUCAUUGUGCAUCAAAAAAUCCAUUCUGGGGAGAAGCCCUAUGAAUGUAAGGAGUGUGGGAAAACUUUCAUUGAGAGUGCAUACCUCAUCAGGCACCAGAGGAUUCAUACUGGAGAGAAGCCCUAUGGCUGUAACCAGUGUCAUAAGCUUUUCAGGAACAUUGCUGGACUCAUCCGGCACCAGAGGACUCAUACUGGUGAGAAGCCUUAUGAGUGUAGUCAGUGUGGAAAAGCUUUCAGGGAUAGCUCCUGUCUAACCAAGCAUCAGAGAAUUCACACUAAGGAGACUCCAUAUCAGUGUCUGGAGUGUGGAAAGUCUUUUAAGCAGAACUCUCACCUUGUAGUACAUCAGAGACUCCAUAAAAGGGAGAGCCCCAUCCAGUGUCCUCAGUGUGGAAAGAUCUUUAGAAGGAACUCUGCCCUUGACCGACAUCAGAAAACACACCUGGAAGAACAACCCAUGGAAGCAUAGUGACCAUGGGCUAUAUGCUCUGCUUCCAACCUCUUGAAAAUGUGCAUAAAGAACAUGUCCUUCAGAUGUGAAUCUAACAGUAAAAAAUAAUCUUUUGUCAAGGGAACUUAUUAACAUGAAGCAUUCCAUAGCCUCAUUAAAUCUAUUACUUGGGAACUUCAUUGAAUGAUAUGGGAAUGGUGUCAGGGAUGAUGCAGCCUAUGUCCAACAUGUAGUACAUACACUGGAAUAAAAUAUGAGAAUGUGAGGAAAAUUUUUCCCAGAGACAUCAUUUGCCUUUAUAUCAGGAUGCUUAAGUUGGAAAGAAUUUGUAUUUAUGUUCAGUAAGUAACCAGUAAGAGGCAUCUUUUAAUAGUGAAUAUCCACCCUACUGUACAUAAGCAAAUGCUUAUUAAAAUCAAACUUUGUGUCAUUAGGAAGAGAAGCUUUAGGCAAGAGCUCUUUCUUUCCUGUGUUAGCAAAGCCAUUGGUGAGAGGUCUGCAUGAUGCUGCCCAGCUAUCUCAGGAUAAGAGUUUGUUGCCUGCUGUAGUCCUGACAGAACACUGAGGACUCACUCAACAAGGGAAAUAGUUGAAGAAGUUGUUUGUGAUUGAAAUGACACUAUCUUUCUUAAGACUAAAACCACCCUCCAUGAUGGAAAGGGAUGCUCUUAAGAAAUAUGACACACUACUUUUCUUGUUAAGACAAAAUAUUGUUUUGUUAUGUUGGUUAUAACCUACUCUCACCAUUGUUAUUCAUUUAGGAUACUUUAAUGUGUUCAAAGUUCAUCCAUUUUGAAUCAAAAUUAUAUGGGUUUUGUUACCAUGUUGAAAA